Messenger RNA from Helianthus annuus (common sunflower), 1644 nucleotides. Its product is annotated as mannose-1-phosphate guanyltransferase alpha. Gene Ontology annotation, cellular component: cytoplasm. Gene Ontology annotation, biological process: biosynthetic process. The record is from RefSeq and is a predicted model, not a curated record. The transcript has 14 exons. NCBI's taxonomy places the organism in Eukaryota, Viridiplantae, Streptophyta, Magnoliopsida, Asterales, Asteraceae. Bases 199 to 1452 code for a protein of 417 amino acids.
UUUAAAAGGAUCCCAAGUGGGCAUAGAGAUAUACCAUCUAAUUAUCCCGGAUCGAGUGGUCCACUUCAAAUUCACUCCUCCCUCAACAUUUCAACCACACAGUCACACUCCCAGAUUCAGAUCCACACCAAUCUCAUUCAGUAACAAAUUAGGCGCCAAUUACAAUUCAGCAAUUCAUAGUUUGAUUCAAGGUAUCGAAUGGGGAUGACGACCACAGAUGAAAGAGCUGUUGCUGUGAUCAUGGUUGGUGGUCCCACCAAAGGUACUCGGUUCAGGCCAUUGUCACUCAAUAUUCCAAAGCCACUUUUCCCACUGGCAGGACAACCGAUGGUUCAUCAUCCGAUCUCUGCGUGUAAAAGGAUACCAAACCUAGUACAGAUCUAUCUUGUUGGUUUCUACGAGGAGCGUGAGUUUGCCUUAUACGUGUCUUCCAUAUCUAACGAGCUCAGAGUCCCUGUCAAAUACUUGAAAGAGGACAAGCCACAUGGGUCUGCUGGUGGACUUUACAAUUUUAGAGAUCUGAUCAUGGAAGAUAAUCCGUCACACAUCUUCUUGCUGAACUGUGAUGUUUGCUGCAGUUUCCCGUUACCUGAGAUGCUAGAGGCUCAUAAAAGAUAUGGUGGGAUGGGAACGAUCCUUGUAAUAAAGGUUUCCCCUGAUACAGCAUACCAAUUUGGGGAGCUGGUAGCUGAUGCUAACACCAAUGAAUUGCUGCAUUAUACUGAGAAACCUGAAACUUUUGUCAGUGACAGAAUAAAUUGUGGUGUUUACGUAUUUACACCAGAGAUUUUCACUGCUAUUCAGGGUGUUUCCACACAGCUAAAAGACAGAGCUAAUCUUAGGCGUCAAUCCAGCUUUGAAGCCCUACAGUCAGCAACAAGGAGUCUUCCUGCAGAGUAUGUAAGAUUAGAUCAAGAUAUAUUAUCACCGCUUGCAGGGAAGAAACAGUUGUACACAUAUGAAACUAUGGAUUUUUGGGAACAAAUAAAAACGCCUGGAAUGUCGUUGAAAUGUUCUGGCCUGUAUCUUUCCCUAUUUCGGUACACCUCACCUCGGCUUUUGACCGAAGGGGAUGGUACAAAAAGCGCCACCAUAAUUGGCGAUGUUUAUAUUCACCCGUCAGCAAAGGUUCAUCCAACUGCAAAGCUUGGUCCAAAUGUCUCGAUAUCUGCGAAUGCACGUGUAGGAGCUGGUGUGAGGUUGAUCAACUGUAUCAUUCUUGACGAUGUUGAAAUCAAGGAAAAUGCCGUUGUAAUUCACUCAAUUGUCGGCUGGAAAUGUUCAAUCGGGCGGUGGUCACGUGUCCAGGCUGAAGGAGAUCACAAUGCAAAGCUUGGAGUGACAAUUCUCGGUGAAGCUGUAAAUGUUGAAGAUGAAGUAGUGGUAAUCAAUUGCAUUGUUCUUCCUAACAAGACUCUUAAUGUUAGUGUUCAACAAGAGAUUAUCUUGUAACAAAGCAAGAUUUCACAUCAUUUCUCCAGCUUCUUGUUCCCAGCUGUAAUAAUAUAAUAAAGUUAGUAUGGAAUUUUUAUUCUUUUUAUUGUGUGAUCAUAUAAGGGUCAUUUGUAUUAUUUCAUAAAUUUGCAUCUAAUCUUGAAACUUUGUUUGGAUAUUGAUUUAUGCAAGCAUGACCGUUUUUUUUUU